UGCUGAACGACAACCGAAUCAAGUAGCUAUUUAUUUAAUAUUGUGAUUAUCCAGGCGACUCAGACUGUGGGAAUGGCGAGUCAGUUACAGGGAUCAUAUGAAGAACAAGAAGAACGGAAAAACGAAAGCGAAUCUCUGACCCUAAUCGAUUUAGAUGAUAAUGAUGAUGAUGAUGAAAGUGCUGACUGUGGGUUUGUAUCGCCAAGGCAACUAACCAAGAUAAAUUUCCGGUCCUUAAUUGGUCAUACCGAUGAGGUAAUUAUCGUUGAUACGUAGUAAUCAUAGAUUAAUGAGCGCGUUCGAGUUUUCUUUGCUCCAGAUUAGCUUUUAUACCGUCAAUUAUCAUUUCAAAAUAGGGAAAAGAUCCUGAAACCUUUUUUUACAAAGUAAACAUUAUCUCGUCAAUGCUCUUCGCAUAGACGGCUUCAGAUUUCGACAUGUCUUACUCUCCCUCAAGUAUGGUCUAUAAAAAUUUGAAGUAGAUUGUAAAAAGGUUAUAUGGCAAUUUAAUGGUUAUAUUUUGUCAAAGAAUAAACAUAUCACUACAAACUUCAAAAGCAUGGUAGCCUCGAAUAUUAUAAUCCUGGCUUCUUGUGUGACACAACUUAAGUUAUUCAAAAUGGCACAGAAAAUGCAGACGUAUGACGAAAAACACUUGCAGAAAAAGUCAUCCUUGAGUAGGCCCAGAUACAAAAUCCAGACAUUGUCUGCUGCAGUGCAAAAGGUUGUACUCAUGCAACCAUCAUUCCCUGCUUUUCACUACUGACUACGAUGGCAAUUAACAGCACAAUGUCCUUGACGUCUACCUAUAUACAUCGAGGCAACUUUAAUGCUUACAGCCAACAUGGUCAUUAGUGUUUAGUAUUUACAGCUUCGAAUGGUACUUUGGUACUUUUGUGCUAGUGGAAGUUGUCGCAUUUUUGGCCUCUUAGAGUCCAUUAAUGAGUUCAUUAUUUGAAAGCUGAAUCUUUCAGUACAAAAUUAAUGUAGUCGUAGAUUUCAGAUUCAUGAUCUCUGUAUUGCCGCAUUCAUAAUGAGCAGUGAAUUCACACGCGAGAUAUGUCCCGAAAUUUUGCCACCUCAGCUUUCUUCAAUUUGAUAUCAUAUCCAGUUAUCUUCAAAGCAAAUUUAUCCAUCUCAAGAUUUUUCUCCUGUGUUGAAUUAAGAGAAGUUCUUCAAUUCUAUGUCCUGUACUUUACUUGUACUUCAGUUGAAAAUGGUGUAAUUAUGUUUUUUUAGGUCAAUACUUGUGCAUUUUCUUCAGACUGGUCAAAAAUUGUGACUGGUGGAGAUGAUAUGCUGGUUAAGUUAUGGGACACCAAUACAGGAAAAGUUUUAUUCACAUUAGAUAGUCAUGAAGGUAAAACCUGAAAUAAUGUAGUUGUUUACAUUACAACCUAUCAAAAUGCAAUGUAUUGGCUUUAUUGUCUUCCCACUCACUCAUUCAGUCAGUUGAACAAGUGUAUAGAAAGAGGCCUUAAGUGAAUUUUGAUUUCUUAGAAGUAUUUUUUACAGACACUCUUUCUAUUGUCCUCAUACACAGUUCUUUCCUCUGUUGGAGUAGAUUGCAUGGCUAGCUGAAUGCUAGAUCAAUGUGAUGUUGAUUGCUACUUUUUGACCUCUUUCUUCUUAAUUUUCUCCGUAAUUAAAAAGGCAGUGGUGUUCAUUAUUGGCUGUAUACUGUGCACCAGGUGCCUUGGUACAUUUAUGUACAUUUGGUGCAGUCAAGUUCAAAUACCACAACACAUUAGUGAGAAUUGAAAUCACAUACAGCUAUAUAAUAUUAUGCUGUUAUACUGAUAAGCCCACACAGUGUUAUUGACUUUUGCCUUAUGAGGAUCAGUAGUAAUCAGUUGUAAUAUCAUGAUAAGUGACUAUAUUGUGAGACAAUCAGAAGCUGAUCAGCACACUGUAUGUCUAGAGAUCUGUGAACUGUAAGAAAAUUCUACCUUCAGAUAAUUUACAUAUACGAUUGGUGUUUUGUGUUUGCUGGACAGGUGCAAUAAAGUGUGUGUGCUUUUCAUCAGAUGGAAAACUGUUUGCUUCAGCCUCCUAUGAUCACACUGUCAAAAUUAUGAGUUCUACAACUGGAAAGGAACUUUACAGUCUUGAAGGUGCUGAAAACUUAAGUAAUUUUAUUUUUGUUGAGGGAAAUAUAUAUCAGUAAUAGUUUAUUAUGAUGUGUUUAAUUUCACUCUCCCGGGACAGAAAUACGCAAACUGUACAAACGUCCAUCAAUAAUUUUGUUCAUUUGUGAUAAAAAAGGUAAUUGUUAUAGAAUUGUUGUGUUUUAUACAAAAAAGGUAACUUAAUUAAUAGUUAUUUUUGUGAGCUGAACAUGGGAGAUUAAUUGAAGCAUUAGUAAACCUAUCUUGUUUCUGUUAAGUCAGGUGUAAAUUGUAGGUUAUUUAAAUGAUUUAAAAUCCUUCAUAUUUACCAUAGUUUAUUUUUUUGUAGUAGGAUAUAUAAUGUAGAUAGCAUCAUGUGUUGUUGGUGGAAAUAAACCCCUGCAACCAUCCUGGUGGUUCAAAUUCUGCUUUAGCAAGUAGCUUAAAUUGCUCUGGGUGCAGGCUGCAUGGUAAUGCUUGAAAGCAGCCAGUUUAUGUGUUCCGUGAUCUCCAUAACUCUUCAGAUCCUACAAAAGCCAAAUCCAAUAAUAUAUAAUUGGAUUUGGCUUUUGUGGGAUGUGAAGAGUCAUGGAGAUCACGGAUGGUGUUGUCCACCUUGGCCUCAGCAGAUAAUACCCUCCUCCAUUCCUAAUAUGGUUUCCACUUUGGCUCAUGGACAGUGACAAAACUAAACAUUGGAAUAACAUUGGAAUAACAUAUUGUUCUAUUAUUCAUUGAUAAUAAUUUGUAGUAUAAAAACAAGGCAAACAGCAUGCUUAUCUCAAUCAAUAUCAAGUUCCCUGAUCUUCAUUUGCCAGUUUCUUGGUAGUUCAUGAUGAUAAAAUUAAUAAAUAUAUGUUUAGUUCUGUAGAAAUUAUUCUCCAAAUAGCAGAUGUCAUGUGAGAAGUUGUACUCUUGCUUUUCCUGCUAUGUUUUUAGGCAGUAGUUCAGCUAUUUCUUCUUUGCAAAACAUGUGAAAUGUUCCACAAUUUUUAUUGUCCUACUUUUGCUGCACCUGCACCUGCACCUGCACCUAUCCCGUAGUCAAUGACCGUUGGGGCACCACAGACAUAGCAACCCCCUCCCUCCAUUUGAUUUUGUUUUCAGCUUCUCUUACAGCAUUGCAAAACUUCAACCAUGUCCACUCAGAGAUAUUAUUUUCCCAACGCUUCUUUUGUCGGCCCCUUCUUCUCCCUCCUUGCACUAGUGCUUGUAAAAUUGUCUUUGCAAGCCCUGAUGAUCUUGAUACAUGCCCAAACCACUUUAACGUGCAUUUCUUUACCGUGGUUAAGCUGAUAUCAUCAUAGGGCCCAAUGGCUUGCCUGAUUCUGUCUCUGUCUGCAUCGUUAGUGAUGUGAUCUCUGUAUGAGAAUAUUGCCAAUUUCUUCAGGAUGUCCGCAGUCAAUGUCCAGGUUUUGCAGGCAGACAAUAGUACCAAGAUACUAGGUAGCGCAUUAGUCUGAUCUUUGAGCUUAGAGAGAUUUGCCUGUCAUUCCAGAUGGUCUUCAGUCUCGCUAGUGCUACGGUUGUCUGUACAAUUCUGGGCAGUACUUCAGGCUUGUAACCAUGAUCUGUGACGACUGCACCCAGAUCCUUGAAGCUGUCAACCUCGUCCAAUUUUUCACCGUUGAUUCUGAUGUCAAUGCUGAUACCAUUCGCAUUACUGGUCAUCAGUUUGGUCUUCUCUGCACUGAUUUCCAUGCCAAAGGCUGCAGAGGUCUUAUCCAGGCAAUCCACUAGGGAGGCUAGUUCCUCCUUUUUUUUUUCUGCCAGGCCAUGAAUGUCAUCAGCAGCACGUAAGUUGGUAAUUGUUCUGCCUCCGUUGCUGACUGUUCCUUGGUGAUCUUCUGGUGCGUCAGUCAUAAUUCUCUCCAGAAAGAUAUUGAAAAGAGUUGGUGAGAGUAGACACCCUUGUCUGACUCCGACUGUGGUUCUUAACCAGUCUCCGAUGUCACCAUUAAGGUAGACUCCACUAGUGGCCUUGUUGUAGAGGUUUUUAAUGACCUGGAGCAGCUUGGAGUUAAUGUUAUAAAACCUCAUAGUAGACCAGAUUAGGGCUUUAUGCCAUACUCUGUCAAACGCCUUUUUAAAAAUCAAUAAAGAUGUGAUAGAGGUCUUGUUGAUGUUGGAGGUACCUCUCGCACAGUAUCCUAAGAUUAAAGAUCUGUUCUUUUGUACUGCGACCUGAUUGGAAACCUGCCUGUUUCUCCGGGAUGAUUGAUUCUGCCUGAGGUUUCUGCCUAUUUAACAGCACCUUCAGCAGGACUUUACUUGGGUGACAUAUUAGGCUGAUUGUGCGGUAGUUCUUGCACUGUUGAAGGUUGCCUUUCUUGGGAAUGGUGAUGAUAAGAGACUGGGUCCAUGGUAUGGGCCACUCUCCUCUCUGCCCAAUCUUAUUGCUGAUUUUGCGCAAGGCACUUAUCACGGCAUCUCCUCCUGCCUGUACCAGCUCUCCUGGGAUAUUGUGUAUCCCUGGAGAUUUUCAGUUCUUGAGCAAUUUCACAGCUGCUUCAUCCUCUUCCUGCAAGAUUGGGUAGUUGUCAGUGUCGGUAACUAGUGGGACAGUCAGCACCUCAGAGUCACCUAUGACUGUGUGGCUUUACAGUUCUACACAGUAUUCUGUCCACCUUUCUAGAAUGUUGCUGGUUUCGGUGAGGCAAUUUCCGUCUUUGUCCUGUAUGGUGUUGGUUUUUCCUUGUUUGGUGCUAGUUAGAGUUUUAACUAGCGGAUAUGCUUUCUUGCUAUUGUUCUUCCUGAUGUUAUCUUCAAUAUCUUGACACUGUUACCGGUAACUUCAAUCCAAGACUCUUUUUGCCUUUUUUAUGCUCUUCUUAAUUUCCUGGUUAAUUGCUCUGCACAUUCUUGCCCCUUCUGCUGUCUCGUGUCUCCCCUUCUUUAGUGCUCUUCGUUCGUCGCAUAGAUCCAGUAUGCUAGUCGUGACCCAUGGUCUUUUGACUGCUCUGCGUUUGCCUAAGAUUUCACUAGCUGUUUCAGGCAUUGCUUUAUUGAAGGAGUUUUACGAGUGUGUCCACUUCUGUGUCAUCCGCAUUGAGCAAGGUAAUUGGUGCAGAUUUACCACCAAUCAUUGCUUGGAAGACAUCUGCAACUUGAGGGUCUUUGAGCUUCUCAAGAUCAAACCCAAUCCUUGUGGGGCCCUGCACUUUUAUCUUCUUUAAAUGUAGUCGAAUUAAAAGACACCAUCACUAAAUCAUGGCCGCUUCCUAUGUCAGUUCCUGGGAAGCUUCUUGUCUUAGCAGUGUUUACACUGGUCAUGAAGCGCCUCCUAACCAUGACAUAAUCAGUCUGGUAUAAUAUGAUAUAAUCAAUCUACUUGUCCUACUCUACCGAAAAUCCUUUAAUAAGAAUGACCUAGACCAGGUUUUAUGAGUCAGCGAGACUGAACACCCCACCCAAACCGUUGUUUUCACUAAAACCGCUAGGAGCUACAACCUGGUUGAGGUCAUUGUUAUCUAAGGUCUUCCCACUCUACCAAAACAACACCUCAUCCCCAGGGCUUUUCAGCUGCUGUCCAUUUUUCUGGCGUUCAUGCUGUACUGUUGACAUCAUUUUCCAAAUAUCACAAAUUUCUUCCAAAUUUGGUCAACACUAGCUGGUUGUGAAGAAUUAACCACUGGAUUUAAGUCAAUCAGAAAUGGAGAAAUAUUUUGAAUGAAUAAUAUGUAUAAUAAUUUGCUCUACGUAUUGGAGAUUUGUAGCAGGGAAGGGGUUUGACUGAACUGACAAAUUCCUUGCCACUUAUCUCCCUUGCAAGCUUAACUCUGAUGUAUGUAAUUCUCUUUUUCUCUAAAGCAGUUACUCUUGCUCUUUACAAUAAUAAAUUUGCUAACUUUUCUUUUGUAGGACACACUCAUAGUGUGGAGACCUGUUGCUUUUCACCAGACUCUAAAUACUUGUGUUCUGGAUCAUGGGACACCUCCGCAGUGGUUUGGAAUUUAAAGGUACAUUCAUUUAACUGAUAUUUUUCACUCUCAUUCAAAACAAGAUUCACUGGCUAAAACCAGAGCCUGAGCUAGCGGGAAGGGGGGUACCUGUUGAGCCAGACAAAUCAAGACUGUGGAUGGAUUUGUUUUCUUUAGACUCAGUUAAAAUUGAUUGUAGUGACUUGCAAUUGUUUGCCAUUUUCAUGGCCGAGACAUUGGUUGGUCCACGGUGUGUGCAAAUAGUAAGCAAAAGGAAGCAAAACCCCAUAUUGAAAUUGGCGUGUAUAUGUACUAUUUGCAAGGUUCACUGUAACAUUACAGACGCCUACCAUGAUGUUGCCCUAGCAAAGGAAUGCAUCAUAAAUGCCAGGAAGGAUACAUGCUGGGAAGAGGUCUGGAAGAGAAUAGAGAAAGUUGGCCCAGCUGUCAACGUCACCAUGGUGAAACCUUGCAUUACAAACGUCUCAUUGAGCUAAUGCUGCUGGAAAUCGCGUAGAACAGAGCCCAUCAGAGUACUACAGGGUUAACGUAAAAGUAAAAAGGCAGGGUCUGUGAUCGUAAGUGAGACCGUGCUGGCUAUGCCAUGCUGAAGAGUCCUAACAAGGACGAAACAGCUGUCCAUGGCUGCCACUGCCAGGGUGAUAUGGCUGUGCGCAUGCGUAAGGUACUGGUCAUUCCCCGGAGUUGGUACUGUGUGCUUCAGUUCAUGUUGUGGUCUUGUUAACGUUUAUUACCCAUUUAUUGAUCAUGUGAUUGUGGAACUAGAAACCCGAUUCUCAGAAGACCACAAAGGACUCAAGGCAGCCCAAAAGCUAGUACCGGUCCACCUGAACGGAAAGUCAGAUUGAUGCGAUCUGCACUUACUACGGCAAGUUUAUAACUUAUGCAGAGAAAGAAGAAGUAGCCCAAUGGAAGAAGAGUUACGAUUCGGUCGCGAUGCAGAACAAACCAGAGACGGCAAUUUGCGAACGAAAAUUAGUUAACCAAACAUCAUGCAGUGUUGUGAAAUGUUUAGUGUACUAGUGCUUGGAUAUACGGUAUGUUUCAAAUAAACAGGACCUCGGAAAUAAGCACAUGUUAACACUGAAAACACCUACCUUUUCACACUUAUUAUCUAGAGGUCGAUUUUCGGAGACUCAUCUCAUGACAAGUGCUGAAAAUAGCGUUUUGGAGCGUCCAAAUUUGAAACGUUCUGGGGAGGAUACCCCCAGAACCCCCACUGACAAGAUUCGUGCCUUCGGUACUCGAUAUAAUGCCUCCCGUUGCCAAAAAAAUCUAGCUACGACCCUUCUCACUCCAAAGCUCUCUCCCUACAUUUUAGCCUGUCAGCAAUCCUCAAGUAGAGUUAACUGAACCCAUUUUCUUCGCAUCUUACGUUGUUGGCAGGCGAAGUCUCGGGAAACAAAGCUUGUGGUGACGCAACGUCUUGUGUGACUGUGUAAGCCAAUGUGCGAGUGGCAGUCUCUACUGCACACGGCGCAGAUGAAGUCGGAGGAGGGCAGGGUGGAGUUGUUUUUGCGGCGUGCGCGUUUCUUCUCAGCUUUCGUGUGAGGUUUCAAGUCUGCUCUCUCGAUGACUUCUUUCACUGUCCGUCUCCAGCAGGCACGAUCACUCGUAGCAACUUCCAAGUUGUUUGGAUCGAUUUCAAUUAAUUUACUUUCUCCUGUCGUCAAUUGUCCGUGUAGAACUUCUUUGAGGAUGCGUCGAUCAUUCAUGCGAUGAGCAUGUCCGAGCCAUCUCAUGUUGGUGACGUGGUCUUGCCACUUGACACCGAGGAUGCGACUGAGGCAUCACAGAUGGAAAGAGUUCAAGCGGUGUUCCUGUCUCGUGUAGGUGGUCCAAUGGGAACGCAUGCCUGGUUGAUGUCCAUUUUGGGCUUUUCAGUCAGGUAUUUACUUUCCCAGGCUGUCUUGGUCAAUUUGGACGUGGUGCCGGUGGCUUUGCUGAUUCUUCGGAAAAUUUCUGAGUCAAGCCUCGAGUUCAUAGAGAUGGUGGAACCGAGGUAAGUGCCUUCGACGCCUAACUCGAGAGUGUGGUCACCGAUUUUGAUUUCAGGGGCUUGGGCACUGGGCACUCAUUGGUUUUCUUGAGGCUGAUUGUGAAGCCAAAGGUUGACGCGGUGAUGAGGAUGGGCAUGCAGUCUUGUGAGGAGCACGCGGAAGAAGACUUUGCCGACAAUGCUCAUGAAAGAGAUAAUCGAUAGUUGUUAUAUUCUGAGCGGUCGCCUUGGUUCUUGUCAGGCGUGAUGAUGGUGGCGUCACGCAUGUCUUGUGGGACGGUGCCUUCCAGCAGAGACAGAGCAGCUCGUUGAGGAGCCGGACGUGGGAUGCCAGGAGCUUUCCCGUUUGAGAGAGCAUCCAUGGCCUUUCUAAGCCUUUCAAUGUUAGGUUUAGCGUCAAGCUUGUCCAUAACUGGGAAGGGGGUGAUAGAGUUGAAGGCAGCAUCGGUAACAAAUGUCUCACGCAGAUAGAGUUCAGAGUAAUGUUUCACAAUCUGUCCUUUUGUUCCUUGGGGUCUGCAAUGGGUUCACUGGACUUUGUUUUGAGGGGGAAGUUUUUUCUUUUCUGAAGGACCUAAAGCUUUCUGGAUGCCGUCGUACAUGCAUCUGAUGUUGCCGAAGUGUGUGGCUAGCUGUAUUUCGUUGGCGCAACGUCUGGCAGCCCUCUGAGCUGCAGUGCGAGCUGCGCGGAGCGCUGUCAGGGUUUUCUCACACGGGUUCUUAUAGUUUAAGAGAGCUUGUUGUUGGGCCUCAAUAAGGGACUUCAUGAGCGUUGAACCAGUCGUGACUGGGCCUCUUUAUUUUGCCGAAUUCCAACAUGGCCAAAGGGUGAAUGGCUUCCCACAUGAAGUUCCAUCUGGAGGUGGUAUCCUGACCCUGGGGGUCCUCGAGGGCUUUCUCUACCUCACUGAGAAUUUUGCGGUGAUGCUCUGAGUGCCGUUGAGCUUCUUUGGCUGCAGUCUGAUGAGUCUGCACACCAGGGAAUGAUCAGUAUCGCAGUCGGCGCUGUGGUUGCUGCAAGUAGAGAGAACGCUGCUUCGUCUGGUCAUAACUAGAUCAAGCUGGUGCCAUCUGCGGGACCAAGGAUGUUUCCAUGUAAUAUGAUGUUGCGGCUUGCAAAGUGUUGGUUAUGCACAGAUUGUGCAUGGGGCAAAGUUCCAAAAGUCUUUGUCAAUUUUCGUGCAUUCUGCAGGAAACCGUGAUGUUCAAGACAAGAGGACCAGGCUUGGUAGUCAGAUCACACGCUGGGAACCUGGUACGUACAUUCCAGCUUGAGAUACAAAGAGCUGGAGACUUCUUGUUUUUCUUUCUUGAUUUGUCCGGUGCAAGACUGAUCCACUUGUCAUGCGGCGAGUUAUUAGGCCCUAAGCACCCAUCCAGGCAAGGCGGAUCUUGGUGGGUCAGCCCCCAACUGACUGGGGGCUGCCCAACUAGAGGUAGGCGGUAGCUGACCAGUUAGACGCAAUGACUUUUCCCACGGUCGAAGGCUCUCCGCGGCGUUCUCAUCUAUAACAAUCGUGGUUGGACUUAUAACUCGUAACUACGAGCCUUCGUUGUUGUGUCAUUAGAGUCCCCCUCUCGGCCGCACUGGUGGGAUCCAAAGGAGUGCUGAGCUCCAAUUUAGCUGCAGGAGCUGCCAGAGGGGCAUCCAUUGGACUGCCAAUCCGCCGUAGGGGGCUCCACUUUGGAUAUCUGUAGGGUUUACUCCGUAACCUUGUCCUCUCCCUAGACAGCCUCACAAGGCAGUGAGGGGCCGCAUCUUACCUACAUUAUUAAAUGAAAAUAAAAGAAGUGUCCUUUAUUACAGUUUUUGGCUCGUGGGUCUGAGCAAAUGACUAAAGCACAUCAUUGGAAACUAUUUAAUGAGUGUAUGCCUAACGGCAAUAACAUUGUCUUCGAAAAAUGCAAAAGAAAAAAUGAAAAAUUUGAUUAGCUACCUGUAGGUCAGUACAACUGUAGUUAUAUGUCAUAUAUCAUUAGAUACAAACUUAAAUGAAGCACAAUGUGUUUUCUUACUGAUAUUAGACAGGUACUGCAGCAUUUGUUUUGGAUGGUCACAGAAAUGUUGUGCAGUCUUGUGCAUUCUCUGUCGAUAGCUCAACUGUGGUAAGUUUCAGUUGCCCUUGACAUAUAAUCUUCAAGUGUUUUUUAAUGUCCUUUUGGAUUUUUCAAUUCCGUAUGACCAACCAUGAUGUAAUUGAUGUUUUAAUUCAAGUCAGAAGUUCAUGGCUAUAACCUGCAGUUAAUGUCAGUGUUGAACAAGAGGUGAUAUAACCAGUCUUGCUUGGUUAUAUCAUUUAGCUAGACUUCGUCAAUCCAGAAAGACACAAAAGGUUGGGUUUUUCUUAUUAAAAUUUCUGGAACAAGAAACAAACAACAGAUUAUUGAAAAGAAGAGUUAUUUUUCAAGAUUUUUUUUUAAAUGAACAAGUAAUAUCCUAACGCAGUUUUAUUAGAGCCAAAUGUAAGCAUUAUUUUACUUAGUGGCAGACAUUAUCAUCAACGCUGUUAAUCUCCUAAUAAGUGGUAUAAUGUAUUUUGCUUUUACCAGGCAACAGGCUCUUGGGACUGUACAGUUCGUUUGUGGCCUCUAGGUAAAGGUAAAAUGGAAGUGAAGUGUUUAAAGGGUCAUUCAAGUAAUAUUCACGCGGUGUCAUUUUCCCCUUCAGCUUUACUGGUGAGUAAUGCAUGGAGCCUGUAUAAAUGGUUAAAAAACAGAUGCGCUUGUAUCUGGUGAUCCUAAAAUCAUCUCUAGCACAAACAAAAAAAUACCUUGUUUAUAUCAUAGCUUCAGGUUUGCAAUUACAGUUGAGUGAGAUUGGAUGAAGAAAUAAUUGUGAGAGUUAUCGACAUGAUUGAAGUUAUUUCCAAAACUGGCUUGAAACACUGAAGAACUGUUGACCAUAAAGCCCCGUGCAAACGGACGCAACAUUGUUGGGAGUUGUUGCGUCCGUUUGCACGUAGCUAAUAGUUUGAUCGGUUUCAAACUUGUCGCAACAACUCCCAACAACAUGCAACAGGGUGUGCAAACGGACGCAACACGUAUUUUUUGAGUAAUUUUGUUGUGACUGUAGGCGUCCGCCUCAUGGGAUUGCACUGUCCGAGUUUGGCAGUCAGAAUUAGGAGACUUGUUACAUGUGCUGGAAGGACACACUGGCUGGGUUCAGGUACACUUACCCACAAUUACUGUUAAUAUUCAGACUCGAUGGAUUUUACAUUUCACUCUUAGUAAAAUUCCUGAAAGUUGAUAUGACCAUCGCAGUUGUAUUUGGAAAUUAAACACGGGGUUGUUGCUGUCGGGCUUAAUUUGCAGGAAUAAAUUGCGAUUACUGUAAUGUUAUUGAGAGGCGAAACAGGCGAGAACACAACAGCUUUAAUCGAGCUAGUACAAGUACAAGGAGCACAUGGUAAAACAUCCCGCCCGCUAAGACUAACGGGACAUCUAAAGCGAUUACAUCACAAUUACAACUUUGAUUGUUCUAUAUUGCUUUAGGUUUAUACUAAUCCCUGCAGUUCACAUCAUCUUCAUUCAAAUUUGUUUUAUCGCUUUCACGAUUUUCAUGAGUUAAGAUGAGCUCAACAAAUUGGCCUGUUUUCCAGCGUAAAGGUCUUUAUAGCUUAGUUGGUAGAGUACUGCAGCAGCAACGCAGCGGCCUUGGGUUCCGGGAGGGACUUACCGUUUAUUUGCAAUUGCUUAAUGAUUAAGCAAUUACAAUUGUAGUCAUAGUUAUUGUGAUUACAAUAGCCUGCAGAAUGGGCGCUUUUUGCACUGGUUUCAGGGAAACACGAACCGGACGGAGCACGAGACACGACGGAGAAAGGCGCGGAAAAACGUCCCCCACUUCGGGCGUGUCUCGUGCCUGCCUGAAAAACGCGUAAAAAUAGCGCCUGUUCUGCAGCAGACUAUGAUUACAAGUGCGAUGAUCAUAUGUUCCUUUUAUACUCCUGCAGUUCAUAUCAGCUUCAUUCUUUUUUGACCACAAUUAGAAAAAAAAUACAAGUGCCUUGUAGCCCCAAUGUCCUUAUUGCAUUUCAUUCAUUUAUUUAUUUAUAUGCUAAUGAUUUUUUUAUAUUGUAUGCAUGUUUUACAUUUAUAUUUCUUAUUUUCAUCUUUGACAGGCGUGUUCAUUUUCAGCAGACGGAAAGCUACUUGUUUCCGCUUCCGAUGAUCAAACGGUAGUCAUGAAGCAUUUGUUGCUUUUUUUUUUUCACUUUUUUCUUGCUCAGUACUUUUUUUCAGUCCUUGCAUCCUGUCGGAACUACAGGGAACUACAGAUUUGAUUUGUAAAUCAAUAAAUAUCACGCCAAGUGAACAUUGUUUCUUUCCUUCUUCCCUCCUUGGAGCUGUUUUCACUGAUCUUAAACGUUCCCAUGUGUUUUUUUAGGUCCGUUUGUGGGACAUUGAAAAUGGAAAGUGCAUAAAAGAACUUGAGGUGAAGUAGUACUUGUAAGCGAAUGGCUCAAUUUCUCACCAGCUUUGUCGAAGAUUUCUCAUUAUUUGUUCGAAUUAAAUAUUGCACUGUGAUGUACUCCACUACUGUGGGAGAAGUAAAUGAUUUGGCCCCAUUCAGGUGAUCAGUUGGUUUAAUAGUGAGUUUAAGGACGGUGAUUUUGAUGUAUGACGUAUCCUAGAAAAAGAGUAGUCACGCACCAGUUUUUGAACUCACAAGUAUAUUCCGUACACUGUAAACUGCUUACUGUACACUCUUGAACAAUGUCUAGACUCUAAGUCAUAAAACCUGGUAGCUUAUUCGGCUCCACCUUGAUGGUUCUUAGUUUUACUAUAAUACCGCGUGUUCGCAUAUAUACUUUUAAAAUGUCUUCAUGGGAGUUAAUUACCACUACGUAGCGCUAUUUUAACAUGACCACGCUGUAACGCUAUUACUUUAGGCGGAAUGCAAAACAGACGUGAUAGAGCUUUUUCGCCGUAACUUUACAUUGAAGGGGCGUCUUACAUAACAUCCGCAGACAGUACAGACUCUUUCAGUAUUUGCUGUCCUCCGGGUAAUCGCCCAAAGUAAGGACACUAAACAACUAGCCAACUAAGCGGUCUGAUGGGCCGUUAGCACGUGCCAUUCUAUUUGUCGCACGAUGCGAUGACUGACCUUGGUAGCAGAGCCUGUCUUCAGUUCACGUGCUCUAUUUGGCUUCCGUGUCACUCAAGAAUAAACCAAACUGAUGAGGCUGCUCGUAGGGUGCUAAGAAGCCUUUCUCUUCUCGUAACUGAUAUUUUCUCCAUUCUCCUUCUUUUACAGUGUGACACGGACGAGAUUCAUACCUGCUGUUUCACUCCUAAUGGCUCAGUAUUCGCUUCAGGGCCAGCGGAAGCCGAGACAAGCAUUUGUAUUUACUGAGUUAUAAUCAAUACGAUGGACAUAGAUGAGAAGUGACAAUGCUGAAAGGCCGGGGCAUCCGUGUGUACUGUACAGAGGUGGGGAUUGUAAGACGUUUCUUGUCGCAUUUUUGGAACCGAAAGAGUCCGUAAUAGAAUGUGUCCAUUUUAUU
Molecule: messenger RNA, 13552 nt
Organism: Porites evermanni
Lineage: Eukaryota; Metazoa; Cnidaria; Anthozoa; Scleractinia; Poritidae
Source: the annotation of a GenBank genome assembly